Messenger RNA from Nasonia vitripennis (jewel wasp), 2269 nucleotides. Its product is annotated as T-box transcription factor TBX20-like. Gene Ontology annotation, cellular component: nucleus. The transcript is spliced from 7 exons. NCBI's taxonomy places the organism in Eukaryota, Metazoa, Arthropoda, Insecta, Hymenoptera, Pteromalidae. The record is from RefSeq and is a predicted model, not a curated record. Gene Ontology annotation, biological process: heart development; regulation of transcription by RNA polymerase II; cell fate specification. The coding region runs from base 324 to 1529 and encodes 401 amino acids. Gene Ontology annotation, molecular function: DNA-binding transcription factor activity, RNA polymerase II-specific; RNA polymerase II cis-regulatory region sequence-specific DNA binding.
ACGUUCUUAGCGCUGCAGCGGGCCGGCGAGGAGACGACGGAUGGAGCUCCGCGAGUGGAGGACGAGUCAAUGCCGGGGAUAAAGGCGAAGAGCGCGAGCCGAGCGUCUCCGGCGUGGGCCGGACCCCGACGCCGGCGCAGCAGCUGCAGGAGUCGCCGUACGAGCAGGACACCGAGCCCGAGGCCGAGGAGCCCGGCGGCAAGCCGUCCUCGCCGGUCAACCCCCUGCUCCAGGAGCGCUCGAACUGCGAGGAGCUGAGACACGUCGUCUGCCACCUCGAGACGAAGGAGCUCUGGGACAAGUUCAACAGCCUCGGCACCGAGAUGAUCAUCACCAAGACCGGGAGGCGGAUGUUCCCGACGUGUCGGGUCUCGUUCAACGGGCUCAGGCCGGAGGGCCGCUACGCCGUGCUGAUGGACAUCGUGCCCGUGGACGAGAAGCGCUACCGCUACGCCUACCACAAGAGCUCGUGGCUGGUGGCCGGCAAGGCCGACCCGCCGGCGCCGGCCAGGCUCUACGUCCACCCGGACUCGCCGUUCAGCGGCGAGCAGCUGAGGAAGCAGGUCGUCUCCUUCGAGAAGGUCAAGCUCACCAACAACGACAUGGACAAGCACGGCCACCUGGUCCUGAACUCGAUGCACAAGUAUCAGCCGCGCAUCCACCUGGUGAAGCGGCCGGAGGCCGGCAACUGCGAGCCCAUCGAGGACCUGGAUCGGGAGCCGCACAAGACCUUCAUAUUCCCCGAGUCCAUAUUCACGGCCGUCACCGCCUAUCAGAACCAGCUCAUUACCAAGCUCAAGAUCGACAGCAAUCCCUUCGCCAAGGGCUUCCGGGACUCGUCGAGGCUCACGGAUUUCGAGAGUUACCCUUACAGGGAGACGAUGGAGUCGAUGCUGGCCGAGCAGCAGACGCUCAGGUUUCCGCACCGGCUUCCCUUCGAGAUGGACCAGCUGCAGUCGGCGGCCGCCGCCGCAGCCGCCGCGGCCGGCAACAACCUCAGCCUCGAGGAGAAGGCCAUGUGGGCCGCCCGCUCCCAGAUCAUCCUGCGCGCCGCGGCCGCCGCGGCCGUCGGGCCCUACGCCCAGCUGGUCAACCCGGUGCUCGUCUACCCGUCAGCGGCCGGGACCAGCCAGCAGCAGCAGCAGCAGCAGCAGCAGCAGCUGGCGGCGAGCACCGCGGCCCAGCAGCAGCUCUGGUGGGCCUCGUCCCUGGGGCCCACCCUCUUCGCCGCGGCGCACCACCAGCAGCAGCAGCAGCAGCAGCAGUUGGCGGCGAGCACCGCGGCCCAGCAGCAGCAGCAGCAGCACAGCCCGGGGGGAGCGGGGCCCGCGGCGCCGAGGCCCCUCUACCCGGCGGCGGCGCUGAGCGCGCUCUCGGCGCACCACAGGUUCUCGCCGUACCCCAGCCCCAGCCGGACGACCUCGGCCUCCUCGCUCAAGUCCGCCACGCAGAUCGGCUCCUCGCGGCGCACCACGCCCUCGCCGACCGACAGCCUGUGCAGGGAGGCCCAGGACCUCUCGCCCUCGUAGUCGAGGACGGCCGAGUCGUCCACCGGACAGUAUUACUGACUCGAGUGCUCGGUGUGUGAUUCGCCGCAUUAUCGCUCUGUAAAUAUGUGCAUCGUGUAACCGUGUAAGCCCCCGCUGGGGAGCAGCCCGGGGCAGCGGCUUCCGACCGCGAGCUUUGCCUUGUACAUAACACACACACCCCCACACACACCCCCACACACACCCACACACAUAUAUCGUGAUCGCGCGGCGGAGGCCGCUGCCCGCGAAGCUGAGCAGCGAUUCCUGUACCAUAAGCCUGUAUAUUUUGUAUCGAGGACUGCGCAUUGUUAUCGUUAUCUGUGUCGAAGGAGAAAAAAUCUGUCGCAAAAUGAAUACUCCACGCCGCUUCGUCUCUUCGCUACAUUAUUGUUUCCAGAGAUUUUCAGCGUUAUCGCUCACUGCACGAAAGCUGUUGGGAAGGUCGCGGGAGAGCGAAUUGUGGAGUACCUAUAGCGCAUUGAGAGCGUAGCCGGUGUCGAGCGAGCUACUGCCAUGUACAUAUAGCUGUAAGUCCCGAAUAGAAACUCCGCAGCGAGUAUAAAAGCGGGAGGGCGGCGAAGAGUCGGGAGAAGAACUGAAAGCGUUUCUCGGACUGUCGCGACCUUCGCAAUUUUCGCCUUUCGUCCGUCGUUCGAACGAGAUUUACCAAGUGCAAUAAUCUAUACACGAUUUAUUUAUAAACGAAAACGAAGAUGGAAGCAAUAAAAUGAGUAAAACAA